Pseudopodoces humilis (Tibetan ground-tit) is the source of this 721-nucleotide messenger RNA. Lineage: Eukaryota; Metazoa; Chordata; Aves; Passeriformes; Paridae. The record is from RefSeq and is a predicted model, not a curated record.
UGACGUCACUGUUUGCGGAAGUGCCCGGGCGGAGCCGGGUGUCCCUGUCCCCAUGGAGCUGCUGUUCGGGCGCCGGAGGACGCCGGAGGAGCUGCUGAGGCAGAACCAGCGCGCUCUGGCCCGCGCCGUGCGGGAGCUGGACCGCGAGCGGCAGAAGUUGGAGGCGCAGGAGAAGAAAAUCAUCGUGGACAUCAAGAAGAUGGCCAAGCAGGGCCAGAUGGACGCGGUGCGGGUGAUGGCGAAGGACCUGGUGCGGACGCGGCGCUACGUGCGCAAGUUCAUCGCCAUGCGAGCCAACGUGCAGGGGGUGGCGCUGCGGGUGCAGACCCUGAAAUCCAACAGCGCCAUGGCCAGCGCCAUGCGCGGGGUGACACGGGCCAUGGCCACCAUGAACCGGCAGCUGAAGCUGCCCCAGAUCCAGCGGAUCCUGCUGGAAUUCCAGAAGCAAUCCGAGCUCAUGGACAUGAAGGAGGAGCUGAUGAACGACGCCAUCGACGACGCCCUCGGGGACGAGGAUGACGAGGAUGAGAGUGACGCCGUGGUGUCGCAGGUCCUGGACGAGCUGGGGCUGAACCUGACGGACGAACUGGCCACGCUGCCCCCCCCGGGGGGGUCCCUGGCGGCGGGGGAGGGGCGCGGGGGGGCCGAGGCCGCCUCGGCCGCUUUGGCCGACGCCGACGCCGACCUGGAGGAGCGGCUGAAGAACCUGCGGCGGGACUGA